ACAUCUUCUAACAAUAACAUAUACUCCUUCAUACUCGAAACAAAAAUCAUGUCACGAUUUCAUAUCUUAUUAACUUUAGCACUUGCCAUUGCCACUGUUUCAGUGGUUAAAGCUCAAGUCCCUCCGGCGAAACAAUUCAGAGUCGUCAACGAAGGCGAGUUCGGCGAAUACAUCACCGAGUACGACGCCAGUUACCGCUUCAUCGAAUCAUCAAACCAGAGCUUCUUCACGUCACCGUUCCAGCUCUUGUUUUACAAUACUACCCCUAGCGCCUAUGUCUUAGCUCUCCGAGUCGGACUCAGGCGCGACGAGUCUCUCAUGCGCUGGAUCUGGGACGCUAACCGCAACAACCCCGUCGGAGAAAACGCAACGCUCUCGCUAGGUCGCAACGGAAACCUCGUCCUCGCUGAAGCAGACGGACGAGUCAAGUGGCAGACCAACACAGCUAACAAAGGCGUCACAGGGUUCCGAAUCUUGCCCAACGGAAACAUGGUGCUACACGACAAAAACGGCAAAUUCGUCUGGCAGAGCUUCGAUCACCCAACCGACACACUCCUCAACGGCCAGUCCCUAAAAGUCAACGGAGUCAACAAACUCGUCAGCCGAACAUCUGACGUGGACGGCUCAGAUGGUCCGUACAGCAUGGUGCUUGAUACCAAAGGUUUAACCAUGUACGUUAACAAAACCGGUACGCCGUUAGUUUACGGCGGAUGGCCUGAUCACGAUUUCCGCGGCACCGUCACCUUCGCCGUCACGCGAGAGUUCGAUAACUUAACGGAGCCGUCAGCUUACGAGCUUCUCCUCGAACCCGCACCGCAACCCGCUACGAACCCGGGUAAUAACCGCCGGUUACUCCAAGUCAGACCAAUCGGAAGCGGCGGAGGAACUUUAAACUUAAACAAAAUCAAUUACAACGGAACGAUCUCGUAUCUAAGACUCGGAUCUGACGGGAGUCUCAAGGCUUACUCGUAUUUCCCAGCCGCUACGUAUCUCAAAUGGGAAGAGAGUUUCUCGUUCUUCUCCACUUACUUCGUCCGUCAAUGUGGCUUGCCGUCGUUUUGCGGCGAUUACGGUUACUGCGAUCGUGGGAUGUGCGUCGCGUGCCCUACACCCAACGGCUUACUCGGAUGGAGUGACACAUGCGCACCACCUAAAACGACGCAGUUUUGCAGCGGAGGUAAGGGUAAAACCGUCAAUUAUUACAAGAUUGUUGGUGUUGAGCAUUUUACUGGGCCGUAUGUAAAUGACGGACAAGGCCCAACUUCGGUAAAUGAUUGCAAGGCGAAGUGCGAUGGUGAUUGCAAGUGUUUGGGUUACUUUUACAAGGAGAAAGACAAGAAGUGUUUGCUUGCUCCUCUUCUUGGUACGCUCAUCAAAGACAACAACGCUUCUUCUGUUGCUUACAUCAAAUACUAGUGUUUUACCGCUAUAUUUAUUACUGAAUUUUAGUGUGAAAUCUUAGAGAUUUAAAGAAUAAUGGGUGAGCUUGUAAUGAUUCACCGUUUAAUAAUUGUAUCGCCUAUUUAUAUAUAUACUGAAAGCCAUUGGCUUUAUAUAAUCAAAAUACUAUCUGAAGCUUUAAAAAC
Molecule: messenger RNA, 1586 nt
Organism: Camelina sativa (false flax)
Lineage: Eukaryota; Viridiplantae; Streptophyta; Magnoliopsida; Brassicales; Brassicaceae
Product: EP1-like glycoprotein 2
Cellular component (GO): plant-type cell wall
Source: RefSeq, a predicted model, not a curated record